AUAACUUUGGAGUUUUCUGAAACGUCUUGUAUGAUAAACAAUUAUCGAACCAAAACAUUAGUGAAAAACUAUUAAAUUCACGAUAGAAUCGUAUCAUGUUAUUAUAAGGAACUACUGCGUUGACAUUAAAUGACAAAGUAUACUAUGCCGUAAAAAAUGUGCCAAUUUUGAAGUGACAAUUAAUUCAACAAAUAAUGGAGUACCACAUAGAUGAUUUGCCCGACGAAAUUUUAGAAUAUAUUCUCAAUCUCAUUCCACCAUACAGAAGUUUGAAGGAAUGUAUGGUUGUCUCUAAACGAUGGUCAUUGGCGGUGAAACGGGUGAUGGAGCAUAAAGAGUCGUACUUUCACAGGUCAGUGGCCUUCGGCUCCUUAGAAUGGAAUACCAACUUCUCAGAUUCAGAACCCCCAGCGAUAAUCAGUGAACGUUUCUCCCAUUCAGCCUGCACUUAUCAAAAUUCGAUGUAUGUGUUUGGUGGAUGCACGAAAACAAGCACAACCUUCAAUGAUCUUUGGAAGCUGGAUUUAGACACCAGAAAAUGGGAUCGACCCCUCGCAAGGGGUAACUACCCCUCCCCAAAAGCCUGUGCCUCAAUGGUGUACUAUAAUCACAGUUUCAUCCUCUUUGGUGGCUGGUCUCAUCCCUCAGCCUAUCCACCUUAUCAAAGACGGAGAUUAUUCGACGAACUCCAUGUUUAUUGCUUGAAAACAAACAGAUGGUCUGUAAUUGAUACAUUAGACGGACCUCCUCCAACCUCCGCUCACUCUGCAUCUAUCCAUGGAAACAUAAUGGUCGUAAUUGGAGGCAUCAGCAACGACUACAAUAGCUCGAACGAUAUUUGGUGUCUUAAUCUGGAUCAUUACUACUGGUACAAACCAGUUAUAUCUGAUUUGAAACCCCCUCCCAGGUAUGGACAUUCCCAAAUCCAUUUAGGGGAUAAGCAUAUUGUGAUCUUCGGAGGCUGCACAGGUCCCAGUGCAGCCAUGAAUGACGUCUGGUUGUUGACAAUGGAGGAACCUACGUGGACAUGGAGGCAGGUCAACAUGCAAGGCUCCAACUGGGCACCUGCAAAAAUUUGGUGUCAUCAAGCUUGUAAAGUUGGAAAUCAUGUGGUUGUUUUGAAUGGUAAUAAACAAUCGACCAAGCAAGGUGUUGUAGUAUCUAAGGAAGUAAAUAAAUCACAAUUGUUACAACCUCCCAGGAGACGUCAGACUGUUGAACAGAAAGAGCACAUAGAUGAACAUAUCAAUGAGAGACAUGGCAAACUGAUGGGUCGAAAAAUGCAUGUGAGAAGUUCUUCACCGAAUAGUUCAAUCUAUCCUGGCGCUCAACCUCUUGAAUUGAAGUCUUUCGCACCAGUGGGAGUGCCUGAUGUUGAGGAGAGACGUCGUCAGGCAAAUCGUGUGAGGCAGUUAGAGUCACUGAGACGAAUGCAGGAGAGAAUUCAGAAUCAGAGAAUUCAGCAGAGACUUGUGAGGAGGAAACCUGAUAGAUUGGGAAUUUUUGUGCUUGACAUUGCACAAAUUUUGGAAGAAUGCGCGGCAACAUGGAUUUAUCAUAGUCAGAAUGAGUAUAAUGGUCCUGAGGGACGAAUCCUAUACUCGUUGGUCCUGGGGCAGAGCGAGUUAAUUGUCUUUGGAGGAAUUCGGAAGGUUGUUACUACGAUACAGGGAGAGACUGAUGAGGAUGUUUCAGAGGUUUAUAACGAUAUUCAUUUCAUAAGACCACCGCGGUAUGUUCUCUAGGUACCACAAUAUUUACAAAAAAAUCAUGUACAUUGGAUAUCAAGGAUUUAUCAGUGAAGGAUGAAUAAAUUCGAGAUAUAUACAUUCGUUUA
Diachasma alloeum is the source of this 1837-nucleotide messenger RNA. RefSeq names its product F-box only protein 42 (gene Fbxo42). The transcript has 2 exons. Lineage: Eukaryota; Metazoa; Arthropoda; Insecta; Hymenoptera; Braconidae. The coding region runs from base 195 to 1745 and encodes 516 amino acids. The record is from RefSeq and is a predicted model, not a curated record. Gene Ontology annotation, molecular function: protein binding.